ACAAAAUUUGGACGUGGUUCGAGAUUUCAAGCCAGAUUUGGUCGUUCUCAUCAUCGGCACAAAUGAUCUUUCAUCAGUAGACAAGUCCCCAAAUUCGGUUAGUGCUGCAAUUAUGGAUUUAGUGGACACUUUGUUGUUUAUUGAGCAGGUACGGUCAGUCAUCGUUUCCUCCAUAUUAUUCAGAAAGCUGAACAAUCAACAUAAUCGUCAUGCGGUGGACAUUCCUUGGUUCAACGAGUUUACGAAACAAAUGUACUUCUUGAAUCAAAGAUUAAGGAUUGUGCCCACCAGCGAGUGCGUUACUGGGUACCCAAAGGUUUCUGGUCGGGCGAGGCUUUAGCAGAGGUUCUAAGUAGUGAUGGGGUCCAUUUCUCGUACAAAGGUCAACAAAAGCUGUACAACAACAUCCGAGCUGCGGUGGUUGCGGAGUUGAAGGCUAGCCAGCUAGGCUGUUAAGAUAUAUGAGGGCUAAACGGAAAGCAAUAGCCACCACAUCAUCGUGUCCAUGCUGUCCACCAAAGGCCAAACAAUCUAGACAGCAGACAGGGUUGGAAACAAAAACCACCAACUCCAAUGUUACUAACGGUGUUACCACACAUACAGUUAACACGCGCAGUGGACACAAAAAUGCUCAAGUUAAAUAUAAUAGGCAUAAGGAAACGCAACAUGAUUUAGUUGUUCCUCAGGUUACAAUAGAUCAGUCAAGAAAAAACAAACGAACCAAAAAGACUAAGAAAAACGGUGCUAGCACCACAAAUAAUCAGGAGAUUCACAAGUCAAAUGACUCUGGUCCCAAUCAUUUAGGUAUGCCAGAGCAUCAGGAUGUUCAGCAUCAACAGAUAAACCUAGUGGAGGCUCAACAAAAUGACUUUGAUCCAUAUGUACCUCCAUACAGUGAUGAGGGAACUGAGGAUUCAGAAUAUUCCGACGGGUCAGAGGAGGAAGUUGGGCAGUCUGUAGGGGAAGCCAUUAACCACCAUGUCAGGGACAUUUUUUCUGGAGGUAAUAGGCCUCUAUUGGUUGAACCGAUUUCAACAACUAUUCAGUCUCAGAUUCCGCGUAAAAUUCAGAAAAGUAUUUGGGCAAAUAAGUACAUAGAUACGGCAGUCUUAUAA
This is a messenger RNA of Mercenaria mercenaria, 1115 nucleotides long. RefSeq lists its product as uncharacterized. NCBI's taxonomy places the organism in Eukaryota, Metazoa, Mollusca, Bivalvia, Venerida, Veneridae. The coding region runs from base 462 to 1115 and encodes 217 amino acids. The record is from RefSeq and is a predicted model, not a curated record. The transcript is spliced from 2 exons.